Molecule: messenger RNA, 2769 nt
Organism: Sebastes umbrosus (honeycomb rockfish)
Lineage: Eukaryota; Metazoa; Chordata; Actinopteri; Perciformes; Sebastidae
Gene: ggnbp2
Product: gametogenetin binding protein 2
Exons: 14
Coding region: 176-2230 (684 amino acids)
Cellular component (GO): nucleus; cytoplasm
Source: RefSeq, a predicted model, not a curated record
GCCACGCGCAUUACGACGUCAGCAACGACGUGCAGAGAGGGCAAAGGUCAAAUCAGUGAUGAAGAUUCCUCCUCCUCCUCCUCCUCUCAGCAGCAGAGCAGACUCACUCACUGUCGCACUUGUUUAUCAUCUUUAAGAGGAACUUUCAGCAGCGGCCUAACUGGAAGAAGAAGUCAUGGCUCGUCUGGUAGCAGUCUGCAGGGAAGGAGAAGAGGACUACCCGUUUCUUGCCAGACAGAUUCCCCUGUAUAUCGAUGAUACUCUCACGAUGGUGAUGGAAUUUUCUGACAGUGUCAUGGAUGUUGACAGCCAAGAAAUAAACACGUCUCAUUGGAAACAAUUCUCUGAGUAUCACUCCAAGUUGAAGCAACAGGACUUGAAUAUCGCCCUGAUGGUGACAUCCAGAGAGGUGUACGGUGCAUUAUCUCAGCUGGUGCCAUGCGUGGGCUGCAGACGAAGCGUGGAGCGCCUCUUCUCGCAUUUAGUGGAAUCGGGGAACCCAGCCUUGGAGCCCCUCACAGUGAAACCCACAGGCAUGCUGUCUGUCACCAAAGCCUGUUUAGCAGACGUAAAGAAGCUCUACACCCUCUUCUACGUCCAUGGGUCAAAGUUGAAUGACAUGAUUGAUGCCAUUCCCAAAAGUAAAAAGAACAAACGCUGCCAGUUACACUCCUUAGACACGCACAAACCUAAACCUUUGGGGGGAAGCUGGAUGGAUGUGUGGGAGCUGAUGUCUCAGGAGUGCAGGGACGAGGUGGUCCUCAUUGAUAGUGCUUGUCUCUUAGAGACACUGGAGACAUACUUGCGUAAACACAGGUUUUGCACUGACUGUAAGAAUAAAGUGCUGAGGGCAUACAACAUCCUUGUGGGGGAGCUGGACUGCAGCAAAGAGAAGGGGUAUUGCGCUGCCUUGUAUGAGGGACUAUGCUGUUGCCCCCAUGAACGCCACAUCCACGUGUGCUGCGAGACUGACUUCAUCGCUCACCUCCUUGGCCGGGCAGAGCCAGAGUUUGCAGGAGGCUAUGAACGCAGAGAGCGACAUGCCAAGACCAUUGACAUUGCACAAGAAGAAGUCCUGACCUGUCUCGGCAUUCACCUGUACGAGCGGCUGCACAGGAUCUGGCAGAAACUGCGAGCAGAGGAGCAGACCUGGCAGAUACUCUUCCAUCUGGGAAUCGAUGCACUACGCAAAAGUUUUGAGCUGGCCGUGGAGAAGAUGCAGGGGAUCAGUCGGCUGGAGCAGUUUGUCGAGGAGCUGUCUGAGGAGGAGAGGGCCAAAGAGCUGAAGCAGGAGAAAAAGAGGCAAAAGCGAAAAAAUCGUCGCAAAAACAAGUGUGGCUUUGACAUAUCUGAACAGGAGGGAGAGGACAAGGAGAAAAAUCUGGACGAGGGUUCUCUUGAGUCUGUGGAGGGCACUUGCCAGGUCUGUGGUAGCAACGAUGAGGAGGAAGAGGAGGAGGAGGAGGCCGUAUGUGUUCAGAGCGUCGCCGCCAGUGGAAGCACUUCCUGUAGCUGCCCAGACACCGGCAAACAGGAUUUGUCUCCCCACAGCAAUGGUAGUGACUGCGGCUACUCCUCAAGCAUGGAGGGCAGUGAGACGGGAUCGCGAGAAGGUUCUGAUAUUGCCUGCUCUGAGGGAAUAUGCAACCAUGACGAUGCAGGAGAUGACUCAAAUGCCCAUCGCUGUGCUGAAGACAAGGAGGAGGAUGCAUUAGACAGCUGUGUGGACUGCUGGCCAAACUCUGUGGAAAACACUCAAUGCAAGAGUAAAAAGAAGAAAAGGAAGGGCAAGGGUUUAUGCAACGAUCAGGGGCAAAAGGAUGAAGAUUGUACAUCAGAUGGGAUCAGGGAAACAGGCCAAAGUCCACCAUCAUCACACACUUGCCGAACCAAAGAAAUCUUUUCCUCCUUGUGUGGCGGUACACUGGCCAGCAUUGCACUACGGUUACCUUGGACAGUAAAUCAGAAUAACCUCAGCCUUGAUGCGAGGUCUCCAGAGGCAAAAGCAAGUCUCAUGGAACUUCUGGAUGAUUCAGAAGUGACUUCAGAUGAAGAGAAUUGUCUGACAAAGGAUGAAAUUCAGGCAUUUUUGCAAAGAAACCAGUCCUUCUACAACAACCGCCACCAGUACCGACAGCUGCUGAAAGAGAAGUUCACCAACUACUGCCGUGCCACUGAGCGGAGUAAGCCAGUCUGUGGAAAGUGGUUCACCACAACCAGUGUCAACUAACUGCACUAAUGGCAUCUUCCCGGGGGAAAACACUUGUGACCACUGCUGCAACAUCUUUAGAAAAGAUACAAUUCUGAAGUGCAUUUGAUGUCUUGUUCAGUCGUUUCUCCUUUAAAGUAAAUGUGAUUCUGUUGAUCAUCUCUCUCUUUCUUUCUUUUGCACUACACCAACACACUUUUCCAUCUCAUUUCUUGGCCACUUUCUCACCUGUAAUUGUUCUCUUUGACCAAGGCUAGCCCAUUUGUUGGUCUUCUGUAGGGGUUGUUGGGUAAGAGCACAGUGGAAUCAGUAAUCAUGCGUCGUAAGCUGUGACAUUAGGGAUACAUUUUAGGAGUCUUAUUUUAUGUUUUUGUUUUCUAUUUUAUUUCUAUUUGGUGACACUUCAAUGUAGUGGGAAAGGUUGUACCAUUAAAUGUGUACAGAAAUUCUAAAUAUGAAGAUUUUACAGAGAAUAAACAUCCAUUUGUAAUAAGGAUUUGGGUGUGAUGUUAAGAGCGCAAUGUGCAAAAUUUACUAAAUAAAAAAUAUUUAUUAAUAUG